AUUCUCAAACUGCGCUAAAACUUGAAAUUUAGCGAUGGAGAUCGAUUGGCUCAACGCUAUUCCCGAUUCAGAAGACUCGGAAGAAGAUGAAGAGGAGAGACAAGAGAGAGCAAGACUUUUGAAAGAGAAGGAAGAAGAAAGGGAGGCGUGUAAGAAACGGUAUUUGGAGAGAAUCGAAAGAGAAGAGGCUCAGCGAUUCGGCAAACAAUUUAAAAUCGAUCCAUUAACAUUCGCUGAGCGUCUCGAGAGAAAGCUUAUCCCUGCCGAAAAAAAGCAAAGAUAUCGUGAAUUCAUUCCAUGUGUCGUCGAUCACUUUGGUGGGACUGAUGUGCAUUUUGUGAAGGCUAUGGAGAGUAUUAAAACGGAGAACCAGCUUCUCGAUUUUCUGACAGCAGCUCAUAAGCCACUUAUCGAGCAAACGGAAGAUUCGGUUUUACAUGAUUGGCUGGCGGAAUUCUAUAAGGAAACAGUUACAUCUCUUCUUGAAAUGACCAGUAUCACGGAUCACGAUCUGAAAUGUUUUAAAGUUGGAAAUGUUUUUGAUGAAGUUAGAACGAAUGCAAUUCAAAAGAAAGUGCAGAAAAUGGAAAUGGAAAAUUUCGCGGAACGAGUGAGGGAGGCGAAGAUCAAAGAAGCAGAAGAGCGGAAAGCAACGGCAGAAGCUACAAGAGAUGUAUUAGAAUCAUUGGAAGGAAUGACAUUGAGCCAUGUGAAGCAUGACGAGCUGGAGGAUGAGCUUAAUACAAUCGCACUCGAGGAACUGCAUAGCACUACUCGAGACACAAGUCCACCACGUACACGACUUUCAACUAGAGCUCAAAGCCAACUUAAUGCAAUGGUUAAACAUCUUUUUGUGCCAGCAGCGCCUACAACAUCGACAGAAGUUCCAAUGGAAAUGGAUAAAGAUGAUGAUGAAAUGGAUGCUUAUGAUGAUUCUGAUUUAAAGAUAUUGUUCAGCUCAACUACAAAGGAAAGUCUGAAAAUGGAAAUGGGCGAAGAAAACGAUGAAUGCAAUUUUGAACCAUCACAAGUCAGCAAAUAUCCGUCAUUCCAAGCCAGUAGUCAAUUUGAUGAAACAAGACGUUAUGAUUAUGAUGAGGAGGGUGAUAAUAAGGAGCUUGCACGGCUUAGAAGACCGACCUGGAGAAAAAUUUUGAAUUAUGAAAAGAGGAUCGGCACGAAUUUCCAUAGAUUUACCAAUGCCGAAAACGCAAAUUUGUGGAGACGUAAUUUGUAUGAAGAUAAGCGAAAAAAGACGAGCAAAGUUCAAUUUGUAGACUAUGACAGUCCUCUCAACAAAAUGCGCCUUUUCGUUCGUCCCAACGAGCAAUUCUUCAACGCCGACGACGGCCCGAUGACCGAUAGAAUUGAUUUUAGUCUUAGUGAUGGAUUCAACGUUCUUGCUACUCGCAAAAUUAUGAGCCCAUUGGUUUGUGGUUCAAACUAUGAUUGUGAAUUUAUGGCACGAACUAGAGAGGGACCACAGUAUUUAGUCAGGAAAACUCAAUCGUGGAUGCAUUCCUAUUGUGGAAAUAUUCUCGGACGUUUCUGGUAUUUGCGUGAUAGACAUGCCGACAAGUAUCCUGGCGUUAAAGAUUCUAAUUAUGAUCAAAAACGCCGACAAAACUUUGGAUUGCUACGCUAUUAUACGCUAGAAGAGCUAAUCGAAGUGUUUGGACUGCUGCUGCCUGAUGUUCAAAUUGCAAUGCGUCGUGGUGUUCGUCGAGAGAAUAUGCCAGUCUCAACGGUUGUCAAACUCAAAGAAAAAGACAGAGAGGCUGUAGAAAGCCCCGUCCAAGGUGUCCUUCUACUUACUGAUUGGCGUCUUGUACAUCUCUUCGACAAUACUGCGAUCGUCAAUGCAAUCAUUCACUAUUUUCCAACAAAUCUUGGCGGUGUCUUUUUCGAAGCAAUGACCGAAUACCUAACCGAGCUGCUUCUCGACAAUACAAUCGAAUUUCACACGAUUAUUUUUGCUUUCGGUGGAACUCCGACAUUCAAAAAACAGGAUUUCUUGGCAUUCUGGAAGAAGCUGAUCGUUCGCACGACACAAUCCAUCGAUGUUUUCUGGAUGGCUCAAGACUGGUGCGAUGGCCUGAACUCUACUCAAGAAGAAAUCGAUCAGCUCAACGAAUUCAAUCAUUAUGUCGAACAAAUGUUCACAAUGAUGAGAAAGAAUGGAAAUAUAAACUACAAUUAUUGUGAUAUUCGGAAACAAUACAACAUUCCAUCUUUGGAUCCGAGCUUCAAUCGUCCAAAUGACUUCUUGCUCCUUGAGCCUAUUUAUCGUGCCUACAUCAAUCACUUCGUCGAUGAAUGCAAUUGUUAUCUGAAAGGCCCGUUUGUUAAGUGUCAGCCUAGAGUUCACAACGGUUAUGCUCAAAGAAACGGAACAAAGCUUGAGUUCUCGAAGUGAUGGUUUUUCUUUAAUUUUUUUCCCUCGAAAUGUUCUACUAAGUAUGUUCUCUCAAAAUUUCAAGUUCUCAAUAUUUAUUUGUCAGGUAUAAAGCACCGCUGGUAUCAUUAUGAUUUACAUGUUUUUUUUCGAUAAUAAAUCACUGCUUUUU
This is a messenger RNA of Caenorhabditis elegans, 2567 nucleotides long. It is a transcript of the gene nrde-1, whose product is annotated as Dynein regulatory complex subunit 7. Lineage: Eukaryota; Metazoa; Nematoda; Chromadorea; Rhabditida; Rhabditidae. The transcript has 14 exons. The record is from RefSeq and is marked reviewed. The coding region runs from base 35 to 2416 and encodes 793 amino acids.